Molecule: messenger RNA, 2498 nt
Organism: Rhododendron vialii
Lineage: Eukaryota; Viridiplantae; Streptophyta; Magnoliopsida; Ericales; Ericaceae
Exons: 7
Coding region: 1-2385 (794 amino acids)
Source: RefSeq, a predicted model, not a curated record
AUGAACUUAGAGAAAGUUAGACACACAGUAAUUGAACCUGCUUUAGUUGGACUUGCUUUACUUGAAGAAUCUGUAAGUUGCAUUGUUUUGUAUAUAUGUUGUUGUGUUUCUGCUGCUGCUGUGUCUGCUACUGCUGCUAUGUUUCUGCUGCUCAAAUUUUCUGUUAUGGCAACUGUUUUUCACGUCAAGAUGGUGUAUCUUGUUGCUUUUUCCUAUGGAAACAAGCUUGGUGUUGUUAAGAUGGUAGACAAAGAUUGGGUGCGUUUGAAUAGAUGCACUGACGAGUAUAUGAAUGCAGCAUUGAACUAUGUGGAGAUGGCUAGUCAAAACGCAGGGUAUUUAGGAAAGAUUCUAUGCCCUUGCAAACAUUGUCGGAAUUUGAGUCACCAUUGUGUUGAUGAUGUUUAUGAACACUUGGUCAUAAAUGGAAUGGAUCCUACAUACACAACUUGGUUUCAUCAUGGGGAGGAACCAAACCAUCUUGAACCACUUGACGAAGCUAGAGAUGAGGCCUUUGCAAAAGCAUUAGGGGAUGCAGAAACUCCAUUAUACCCUGGUUGUGAAAAAUAUACGAAGUUGUCAGCAAUUGUUACUUUGUACAAGAUCAAAGCUGAAAAUGAAUGGAUAGAUGAGAGUUUCACUAUUCUUUUGGGGAAGCUUCAGGAUAUGUUCCCCAUAGAUAAUACAAUGCUAUGUUCUGUUCAUGCAGUUAAAAAGUUCCUUAAAAAAAUUGAAUUAGGUUACGAGAAAAUCCAUGCUUGUGUGAAGGAUUGUUGUUUAUUCAGGAAAGAGAACGCAGAAUUAGAGAACUGUCCAAAAUGUGGUCAUUCAAGAUGGAAGGUAGACGUACGCACAAAGAAAAUAAAAAAUGGGGUUCCUGCUAAAGUGUUGAGAUAUUUUCCUAUAAUUCCAAGGUUUUGGAACAUGUAUAGGUCAUUUGAAGUAGCUAAAGAUUUGACAUGGCACUCUACUCAAAGAAGUAGUGAUGCCAAGAUGCGAUACCCGGUAGAUUCACCAACUUGGAAAACAAUCGAUGAUAAGUGGCCAUCUUUCUCGGUAGACCCACAGAAUCUAAGACUUGGUCUUGCUACCAAUGGUUUCAAUCCAUUCCAGAAUUUGAGUUCGACAUAUAGUUGUUGGCCCGUUAUGCUAGUUUUGUACAACUUGCCACCUUGGUUAUGGAUGAAAAAGGAAAAUGUUUUGUUGAACCUAUUGAUCCCAGGACCUAAGCAACCGGGUAAUGAUAUUGAUGUAUAUCUAGGACCUCUUAUUGAAGACCUACAAAUUUUGUGGACCAACGGAGCACCUGCUUAUGACAGGGUCACUAACUCUACAUUCAAUCUGAGGGCAAUUUUGAUGUGGACAAUGCAUGAUCUUCCAGCAUAUGGAAAUGUUGCCGGGUGUACGACUAAGGGUAAAUUUGCAUGUCCUAUAAGUGGUGAAAAUACACAUUUUCAAUGGCUGAAAUUUAGUAAGAAAAUUGUAUAUUUGUGCCAUAGGUGCUUUCUUCCACCAUCUCACCCCUUUUGGAAGAAAAAAUCAUGGUUUGAUGGAAAGGAAGAAAAGGGGAAAAAACCUAGAAUCAUGACUGGAAAACAAAUUUUGGAAACUCUGAAAGAUAUGAAGAAUGACUGGGGGAAAGGUGGAGAAGGAAAUAAAAAACGAAAGCGGGACAAUGAAGAUAAACAAAGGUGGAAAAAGAGGUCAAUCUUAUUUGAUUUAUCAUAUUGGGAGGAAUUGCUAGUACGUAAUAACUUAGAUGUCAUGCAUAUCAUUAAAAGUAUUAUUGAGAGCCUUAUUGGCAUGCUGUUGGAUAUUAAUGGAAAAUCCAAGGAUGGUUUAAAUGCUCGCAAGGAUAUGCAAGAUUUGGAAAUAAAGCCCGACUUGCAUCCAGAAGAUCGAGGGUCUAGGACAUAUCUUCCUCUAGCUUCCUAUACACUUUCCAAGGAUGAGAAGCGAAUAUUUUGCAAGAGGUUGUUUGACUUAAAAGUACCUGAUGGGUAUAGUUCAAAUAUUGGGAAUUGCGUAUCAAUGGAUGAAUUGAAGGUCACAGGGCUCAAAUCUCAUGAUUGCCAUGUGCUAAUGCUUCAGUUGUUGCCUGUAGCCUUAAAGGUGUUACUACCAACUGGACCCAGAAAUGCAAUACUUCGCAUUUACGCAUUCUUCAACAGAUUGUGUCAAAGAGCUAUUGAUCAAGAAGAAAUGGCAUCCCUUAAGGAUGAGGUGGUUGAAACGUUAUGCAUGCUUGAGAGGUUCUUUCCACCUUCGUUCUUUGAUAUCAUGGUGCACUUAACAAUUCACUUAGGACGAGAAGCACGACUUUGUGGGCCAGUCCAAUAUCGUUGGAUGUACCUUUUUGAGAGACAUAUGAAGAUAUACAAAUGAAGUGUUGGGAAUCAUGCACGACUUGAAGGUUGUAUAGCAUAAUGCUACCUUGUAGAAGAGUGUAUAACAUUUUGCAGCCGACACAUGAAAUCUGUGGAAACAACCAAUAGGGG